AUGCGAUACUUAAGGCUACCGCUGAGGCAUCCUCCGAAGCAUCCUUGAUUGUCUUCUUUUUCAAAUACUCAAAUAAGGGCGCCAGGGAUGCAUCCAAGGAUGCCAAUGCGGUAGCUCUAAGAUUCGUAACCACUGCAGAUGUAGGCCCCGGCUACCGCGAUGCCAUCCAUGACUACUCCGAAAGGCAGGGCUACAGUCUACGAGAGGCCAGUUGCAAAGACGUUGCGGAACUCUUUCAUGAAGCGCGUGCGCAGGUCGCACACUCCUUGAAUUUAUGGAACGAAGAAGGUUGCAUCAUUGAGGCUCCUUCGAGUUUAGAGAAAAAAAUAGGUACUUAAAAAGCACCGAAGUGAGAGUAUGAGACACGAAAGGGUCCAAGAUCAAAAUGAAAGCUAAUGUAUGAGAAGUUAGUUUAUAAUAUAAGUCGUAGAAAAAGAAAUCAACAUAGAAAUCUUCAUAAAAAGCUGGCGUCGAAGCGGUAGUAGCUGGUGUUCCCGGUGGCAAAGCAGUCGCUCGCACAGUGUCUCGUGACGCCGACGCCUUUUUCGCAGACAUCGGCGGCGUUGACCGCUGGCGCUCGUUUCUGCAUAGGAAGUUGCAGGUUUCGCUGCAGCUGCACCCG
Molecule: messenger RNA, 622 nt
Organism: Amoebophrya sp. A25
Lineage: Eukaryota; Dinophyceae; Syndiniales; Amoebophryaceae
Source: the annotation of a GenBank genome assembly